UAAAUUCUUAUCUUCAUAAAUUUCACCUCGUUUUCCUUAAAGUUUUAGUAUACUUGUUUUUUGUGAACAUUAGUGAUUGAGUACUACAGGACUUCGGGUGCUUUCUAUAGGCCUCAUAAAUAUAAUAUAUAAAAUCACUAUUUUGAUUCAUUAAUUUUUAAUUGAAAGAAAAUGUUCUUGUGUAGAAUUCUGUUAUAGUGAUAUUGAGAAAUUAUUGGAUGUUUUAGCAAUAAGUAAAAGAAAUAUUAAUGAUAUUGGAUUUUCUUGUCAUCAUACUCCUCCUUUUCCAUAAUCAAGUACAGGAUUUUGCAAAUUGAGGGAAGUAAAUAUAUUGCUUGUAUUUUAUAAUUAAUCAUAAUUUAAUUAUAGUUCUGAAUAGUCAUUACAGUGAUAUACAUUAUAGAGCAUUCACAUAAAGAUUAAUUUCCCUAAGAUAACAAACAGAACUUCUCAAAUGAUUUGUUAUUUUUAUUUGCUGUAACAUUAGCUUACAAACCAGUCUGUGAACUGCUUCUAAAUUUAUUAUGGACAGCAUACCUUACUGAGCUUUCUUAAUAUUACUGUUUUAUGAAAGUUAUGCAUCCCUGAAGUUGGAAUUUAAUUAGUAUACCAGGUACCAGAAACUUCCUUAGUCCUUAGGUUUAUCACUAAAGUUAAAUUAGUGUUUGUGGGAAACAUGGGUAAACAUAAACAUCAUUAACAAAUUGGAGAAAUUAUGGAUUUUGAUAGUAAAAAAUAGGGAGAGGAAAGUAGAAGAAAGGACCAAUUCACAGUAUACAUGAAGAGUGGGAGAACAUUAACCAGCCUCACAGACCACUUCCUACUACUGAAUGGGAACCUCUUCGUAAUCUUUCUUCAUAAUAGGUUUCACAGAAAACUAUUUGUGAAGUAUUUAUUAAUAUAUUUUUUAACUCAUGAUAAAAGAAAAUUAUAAAAUUUUACAUCUUCCUAAAUUAUAACUUUGGUCAGAUGGCACACAUCUCCAUACCGUUUUUUUUUUUUUUUUGAGACAGGAGUCUCACUAAGUUGUUGUGACUUGGGAGACUGAGGCAAGAGGAUUACAAGUUCAAAGACAGCCUCAACAACUUAGUGAGACUCCUGUCUCAAAAAAAAAAAAAAAGUUAUGGAGGUGGGUUUAGUGGUAAAGCCCUCCUAGUUUCAAUCCCCAGUACCCCCCCAAAAAAAUUAUUUUGAAUGUCUACCAGUGCAAGUAGUAGUGAUGAUAAAAUAUAAAUAUUCAACAUCAAAAAUUUCACAUGUUAUUCUCCUUCAUAGUCAAAGAUGAUACUUUGAGCUGGGCUUGGUGGCCCACGCCUGUAAUCCUAGCAGCUAGGAGGCCGAAACAGGAGGAUCACGAGUUGAAAGCCAGCCUCAGCAAAAGCGAGACGCUGAGCAAUUCAGUGAGACCCUGUCUCUAAAUAAGAUACAAAGUAGGCCUGGGGAUGUGUUUCAGUGGUUGAGUGCCCCUGAGUUUAAACCCUGGUACCCCCCACCCAAAAAAAACAAGAAAUGACAUUUUGAAUUAGCAAAGUCAGUCUCUGACUUCUCUUUUCUUCUACAUUUCAGCCAUUAAUAAUAUAACUCAAACCCCUUUAAGUUUCACAGUUAAAUUUUGAGGCCAGUUAAGUUUGAAGUUGGCUUGAAACCUUUGUUGAACAUGAAUCACUCCUAAUUUAUUGAGGAUUUUUGCCUACUAUAACUGAUUCUCCUUUGUUCACAGAUAUGCUACAUAAUGUUUCAUUAACUCCUUAACACUUUUCUUCCACCUUCCCUGCUUAUCAUUUGUGCUUUCUACAGUUUAGGAUUCCUUUAGAAUCCAUUUUCUGCAUCAAAACUAUGUGGAUUGAUUGGCAACAUUCUAAGACCUCGUUGCAAGAGGUCCUGUCCCCCAGUUUGAUGAUGUUCAUGGAGGCAGGUAAGUCAGAAGGUCAGAUUUUGGAGUCAUAUAGGAUGACUACCCCCAAAGUUUCCUGUUCUACAGCUCAGUAACUCUAAAUACAAAGGAGCUAGGAAUGUGGAAUUGAAAUCCUGAAUCAGCAUCCAUUACAAGAAGGAAUGAGAAGAUAAUGGGUUACAUUGAUUCUUUUCUGUUUUCUGUUUCUAGGAAUAAUAGGCAUUUUCAUUCAUUAACUAAAAUGUUAUUCUUAAUUAUAUUAAUAUUACAAAAAGACUUAUUCCUUUUUUGAUGGAAUAAAUGUGCAUUGGAAUGGAAUGUCCUUGAUGAUACUCUCACUUAGAGAAUAGCUUACUCUCCUUUUAAGAAAAGUAAAUUAUUAAUUCUGGAUAUUUCCCCUACAGUUGGUUGUCUUUUGUGCCAUUGAAUGACCAUUUCUUUUUUCUUUUCUUGGAUAAUUAUACUUGUAUUUAAACCUGGAUUGGACAUAGAUGAGUUCUAUUUAAGCAGUGCUUGUUAUGCCAGAAAAGAACAUUGGACUUGGGGGAACUCAUGCUGGGUCUAGAUUGAUAUCCACAAACUCCAGAGACUCCUGUACCCUCCGUCAUAGUGCCUGCCCUUUCUAACCAACUAUUGACUUCUAAACUAAUCCCAAGGAUUUUUUUUUUUCUUUUUAUUCCUCUGGUGCUAUAAACUGAGCAAAAAUAUUACCUUGAGAGAAGUCCAAGAAGCAGUAGGUUUCAUCUUCCCUCAGUCUGCCCGGCUUUUGGUGAGUUUGGGAGUGUUGACAGUCUUGAGCCUUCUUGGCAAAGUCAGGGUCAGAAAGAGAAUCCCUUGGGCAGGGGUCCAGAUUCUUACUUGCCUGGUUAGGGAGAAUUCAGUUUUGGUUGGCUGGCUGACUGGCAGGACACACUUAAUCACUGAGACCCAGUAUUUCAGCAGUUUGUAGAGGAAAGUGAUAUGAAGGAACAGCUGCAAGUAAGCCACAACCUGGAUCUGAGAAGAUCAAGCACUCACUUCACUUGAAGGAAAGAGAGAAGGAAGGAAACCUAGGGCUUAGCAGGGUAAGUUACUUUCCCAUCAACCUGUCUUCUUCCUUAGUUUAUAAUUGAGUAAAGUAUUUAUCACCCCAGGAAGUGUUAAUCACUGAUUAAGCAGCUGAAUCAUAAGAGCAAUGUUCUUAAUUUCUUUCUUUUUUUCCUUUUGUCUUUCCCUACCCCUUUGAGGAUCCCCAGUGACCAGCUUUACUCCUCCUCACCUCACCAGAGAUACUUUGUGUUUGCUAAUAAAUCAGAGAAAUUUAGAUGGGUCCUAGUGGUCUGCAUUUAGAUGAUGGUGAUUUAGGUGAAAAUUGGGGCUUUUAUUGGUACGGGAGAAAAAUGGUAGUCCUCUUGUCUAGGAAUAGGUUAAUAUUUUAGUUUGUAAUUUGGAGAUGAAGGGUAUAACUUUUUCUAGGCAGUCAAUUUCAUAUCUCCUUCAUAGAACUUGGUGUUGGGUGUUUUCUCUUUAAAAUACUGGGAAUAAGUUGGAGCCUAAGUCACUAGGGAUGACUAGGAAAAAAAUCUAAGGUGAUUCCCUUUCUAGGUAAGAUAGAUUGAACUCUGGAAAGUUCUGAGAGCUUACCACAAUUCUUUGCAGUUUCACUCUCGUCACACUUCUGUUUUUUUUUCCCUUUGCUUCUGUUUCUACUCCUUGAACUUGGAGGAAUCUGGGGCUCUUGGCAGGAAAGUUAGAGCCAGGGAAGCUGUAUUUGGACCUGGGAUACACCAGCUCAGACAUGACCCUAAUGAAACUUACAGAGAUGCAAAUGCAAAGCCUUGCUUCUUAUUCCUGCCAUAUUACCUUCCUGUCAGAAUGUUAGCACGUUUGUCCCAUAGAUCAUCAAUAUACACUAGGCAUAGCAAGCCUGUGACAUUAAGGAUUUCAUCAUUGCCAAUUCUUUUCACCAAGCUGUAUGCUCCUUUUAACUUCUAGCUGGUUCUAUUAACCCCGUUUUACCAAAAGUUAAUCUUCGAAGAGUUAGUCUUCCAUUGGAGAAAGACAUCCUUGGAAAUGGAGUUGAAGCAAUACCUUUUGGACCUUAAUUGGCUUGCAGCAAAAAGGCUUAUAGUUUAGCAUGGGGAAGAUGGAGAUAAAUCCUGGAAUUCAAGACCUUUAAAUUGUCUCAAAUUAAAGAUACUUUCCUUUUAUAACAGUAAUGGGGGAAAAGUGUAUUUUUUAAACCUUUUAAAAAUUUUUUUAGUGAUGGUGCAAAUUGAGCUCAGGGGCACUGUACCACUGAGCCACAUCCCCAGCACUUUUUAUUUUGAGGCUGUGUCUGGCUAAGUUCCUGAGGCUUUUGAUCCUUCUGCAUCAGCCUCCCAAGUAGCUGGGAUUAUAGGUGUGUACCACCACACCUGACCAUUCUUUCAACUUUUAAGGUGUUAUAUUGACUUGAAAUAUGGUAAAUAGAGCAGAUAAAUGUUUUUUGUUUUGUUUUGGUUUUUUUAGAGUGGCAGUUAUUCUGGAAAUACACUGAGAAUGUGUGGUGAUUAAAAGUGGAGGGUAGAUGGGCAGAGUGGUAGAAGGUAGAAGGCUUGUGGUAGAAUGCUUGCCUAGCUCGUGUGAGACCCUGGGUUCAAUCUAUAUUACCAUAGGCACAAAAAAAUAAUAAAAAGUUUAAAAUGGAAGACAGGUCAGUUAUUGGGAACAGGGUUCUAAGGUAUGACAGGCAAUUCUAUCUUCUCUUUAGGUAAAGGGGCAUGACCCUUAAACCUUAAUAUAAUCAACUAUUAUUAGAUGCAGUAUUUUCUUCAUUGGCAGUAAUGUACAGAAUAUGGUAUGCACAUGAGCUUAGCUAUCUCUGUUCUGUUGACUCAAUCCAUUCACCAUGGAUUGAAGGGAGACAUUGAAAGGGUAGAUGGAAACAUAAGGGUGAGAGGAAAGAAAGUAUCAAAGGAAGUAUAAAUUUAUUCUUUAGACCAGGAGUUUGUAAGAGCUGUAUAAAACACAAGUAUGAACUGAAUAAUUAUGAGAAAUUUUAUUUGUUUUUACCAUCUACAUCUACCUCAGGUAAAUUAUGAUUCUUGGGUUUUUAUCCUAACACAUCUGUUUAGAAGGAUCAAAUGUCAGGCCAUUUUGUAACAAAACAUGAUCCAUGAUUUGAACUUUGUUACCUUGUUCAUAGUGAAACCAACUGCUGCCAGUGUUUUUAUCCUGUAUCAUUUCCCCUCCCUGUAGGCAGUUAAUCUGGAUAUUAAUAACUUUUUAGCCUCUCUGGUGUCUAUAGAUUCUCUCCUUUCUUUCUUCCUCCCUCCUGCCCUCCCUUACUUUUUAGUUUUAAGGUGAAAUUCAUAUAACAUAAAAAUAAUUUUAAGUUAGCAACUGCAUGCCGUUUAGUACUUUUCAGUGUUGUGCAACUACUACCUCUGUGUAGUUCCAAAAUAUUUUCAUUGCUCCAAAAGAAAGCCCCAUAAGUGUUAAGCAGUUACUUCUCACUUCCUUGGCAACCCUCAAUCUUCUUUCUGCCUCUAUUCUUGGUAUUUCAUAUAAAUGGCAUCAUAUAACAUGUAACCGUGUCUGGCUUCUUUCACUUAGCAUAAUGUUUUUGAGGUUCAUCUACAUUGUAGCAUGUGUCAAUAUUUCUUUUUUAUGACUGAAUGAUAUUUACUCAUAUCUCUCUUUUGUCUGUUUCUCUCUCUGUUUGUGUGUGAUCUCAAUAUGUUUACCCAUUUAUCUAUUGGUAGAUUUGUUACUUGUUUCUAUCUUCUAGCUAUUAUGAAUGGUGCUGCUAUAAACUAUAAGUCGUAUAAGCCUUUGGGCACUCAUUUUUAAUUAUUUGGUGUAUAUACCUAAAAACGAAAUUUGUGAGUCAUAAUAGUAACUAUAUGUCUACUUUUAGAGGAACUGUCAUACCCUUUUCCACAGUGCCCUAGCUAGCUAGGUGCACCCAUGCGUGUAAUACCAGCUACUCGGGAGGAUGAGGCAAGAGGACUGAAAGUUCAAGGCCAACCAGGGGAAUUUAGCAAGAUCCUAUCUCAAAAUAAAAUUCAAAAGGAGAUAUGGAUGUAGCUUAUUGGUAAGAGUACUUGCCUAACACAUCACAAGGCCCUGGGUUCAAUCCCCAGUACCACCAAAACAAUUAAGAACAAAACAGAAAAUAGCAAAUGUUGAUGAGGAUAUAGAGUAACUGGAACCCUUGUGCACUGUUGGUAGAAAUGUGAAAUUUUCCAUGGUGAGGGCAUUCAUGGGAAAGAUUAUAGCAGUUCCUCUAAAAAUAAACAUAUAAUUACUAUUAUGACUCUCUAAUUUCAUCAACAUUUGCUUCAUGAAGUCUUUCUAUAGCUCACCUACUAGAGAGACUCUCUGUCUCAUUGCCCAUUAGUGCUUUAGUUGCACUUUGCUUAGAGGAUUUUUAUAGUACUUUAUAUUAUAGUCUAUAUUUAAUCCCCCUGCAAGACAUUUUGAUGAUAUAUUUUUUCAUACUUGUUUCCAUAUAGUAUUGAAAGUGAUUUUAUCUGUCCAUCAAUAAAUAUAUAUUGAAUGAGUGGAUGUUUUAAUUUUUACCAAUGUGGUCCCUUGUGUCUACUCAACCCUUGUGGAAAGCGUGGGAGAAAACAAGGCAGGAGAAUUGGACUUUAGAGUCUCAGCUCAGUAAUAAGUGGGAAUGGCCUUAUUUUUACUUCAAAACUUAUCUCUUUAGGUAAUUUUCUUCAUAAUUUGCCUGACUUGCUUAGAAUAUGUAACUCUUUGCAUUAUGCUGCUCGUUUUGUAUUGCAUUUAAUUUCUAUUUCUAUUGGUUUAUUGCUUAUCAAUGUGAUGAUAGGUCUUUUGGAAUGAAUGUUUCAUCUUUCCACUUCUCUUUUAAGUUGAUUUAAAAAUACAAUAUGCUGCUGGAUGUUGUGGCACACAUCUGUAAUCCCACAGACUAUAUGCGAGUCUGAGACAAGAAGAUCACAAGUUCAAGGCCAGCCUCAGCAACUUAACAAGGCCCUAAGCAACAUAGCAAGACCCUGACUCAAAAUUAAAAAGAAAAAGGCCUGGAGGUGUGGCUCAGUGGUUAAGAGCCCCUUAGGUUCAAUCUCUAGUAUGAAAAAAAAAGUAUAUUAAUAUAUAAAUAUAUUCUCCUUAUAGAAAAGUUAAAUAUAACAGAUAAGACUAAAGUCUCAUUGAUCAGUACUUUUCAUAUUCCACUGCCUUCUUCCCCUAUUCAGACUUAAUUACUGUCAUCAGUUUUCUAAAAGCCCUGACAUAACUUUUUCUGUGCACUUACAUAUAUAUGUGAAAAUACAUAUGUAUAUUUAUAUAUGGAACUUCAUAUAUAGCACAUGUAUAAAUUUAUAUUCAUAUACAUUUAGUUUUAUUUUUCACAACUGUCUGUGAUGAUCAACAAUCCAUAAUUACUAAAUAAAUCUUACUACUAACCUGACUAGAACAGGAAGUAAAAGGUCAAACAUUUGAAAACAUGUGUCCAGCUUGCAGAAUUCCAUUCCAUAUCUGUUUUGCAUACAGUUCCCAGGUAUCAUUGGACAGGUCAUGGCUCCACGCUUACGGCGACGGAGGCACAAGAAAUCCCCAACAGUGGCUCCCGUGGUUGUGAUCCCUCCCACAGUUGUGACUCCUCUGCCUCUGACUCUCUCAAAACCUGGCCCUAGCAUUGAUGCACAUGGCUUCUUCUCCUUGGACAGUAAUGUUCCUGGUCUGUCCCAGCUGAUCCUUCAAAAGCUGAACAUGAAAAGUUAUGAAGAAUACAAGUUGGUGAUAGAUGGGGGUAUCCCUGUAUCAGGCUUUGGAUUUCAAUGUCCUCAAGAAAUGUUCCAGAGGAUGGAGGACACAUUCCGAUUCUGUGCUCACUGUAGAGCACUCCCUAGUAACCUUUCAGACUCCAAAGUUCUUCAGCACUGUAAGAGGUGCAGAAAUGUCUAUUACUGUGGCCCAGAGUGCCAGAGGUCAGAUUGGCCAGUACACAGGAAGGUUUGUCAAGAGCUUCGUCUUGUGGCUGUGGAUCGUCUCAUGGAAUGGCUUCUGGCCACAGGUGAUUUUGUCCUACCCUCAGGACCUUGGUCAUGGCCGGCUGAAGAUGUACAGGACUGGAAUACCUGGUUUUCUAUGAGGGGGUUGCAGAUAGAUGCUACACUGAAUGCUAUACUAGGCAGUCAUGCUAUGACCUCCUUAUGGGCCAGUGUAGGAAGGCCGAGGCCAGACCCAGAUGACUUGAAGGGCUCUUUGAGGCGACUCCUGACAGAUGUUCUGUCACGGCCUUUGACUCUGGGCCUAGGGUUUAGGGUCCUAGGGAUAGAUGUUCGGAAGACUGGAGGAAGUGCAGUGCAUGUGGUUGGUGCGUCCCACGUGGAGACAUUUCUCACUCGUUCUGGGGACUAUGAUGAGCUUGGCUAUAUGUUUUCUGGACACCUUGGCCUCCAUGUGAUCAUGGUGGGUGUAGAUGUGUCUGCUGACUUUUUACACAGCACCUCAGCUUCACCUCUGGAACCUGGCACAAUUCAGCUUAGUGGCCACAGGAGCCUCUAUCAUGACUUCUGGGAAGAGCAGAUAGAGACUGGGAAGAUAGCCUAUCCAGAUAUGGUGGUGGCAUUCCAUCCAGGUUUCCAUGCAUCCCUGAACUUGAUGGAAGCUUGGCUGCCUACCCUGCUGCUACUUCGUGACUAUAAGAUCCCUACAUUGAUUACUGUUUACAGCCAUCAGGAAUUGGCAGCCUCUUUGCAGAUUUUGGUGAACCUUGAUAUACACGUCACUGCAUAUGGAGCUAACCCUUUCACAUCCCUCAAACCUGAACAGGUCUAUUCCAACCCCAACAAGCAGCCAGUAUACUGCAGUGCCUACUACAUCAUGUUUCUUGGAAGCUCCUGCCCGCUAGAUAGAGACAAUUAGAAGAGAAAGUGGAUGGUGUGGCUUAAAUAACUGAGCCAAAUCUUAACUGGACAUCUGGAAAGUAGGGAAGUUAUAAUGAAAUUACCUUGAUGAUGCCAAAUUAUUGCCAACUUUAAAACAUACUGUAUUCUAAGCUCUAUUCACUGCCUAGGUACAGAUUGUAGACUGAAUAAGAGCUCUACUACUUAUCUAACAGUUUGGGCUAGAAAAUGGAGAUGUCAAUAACUUGAAAGUCAUGUAAGAAUGGGAAAAUUGGGCUGGGGAUGUGGCUCAAGUGGUAGCGUGCUCGCCUGGCAUGCUUGGGGCCCGGGUUCCAUCCUCAGCACCACAUACAAACAAAGAUGUUGUGUCUGCCGAAAACUAAACAAUAAAUAUUUAAAAAAAAAAAUUCUCUCUCUUUCUCUCUCUCUUUAAAAAAUAAAAAAAAAUAUAUAAAAAAAAAGAAUGGGAAAGUCAGGGAA
Marmota monax (woodchuck) is the source of this 9222-nucleotide messenger RNA. It is a transcript of the gene Mss51, whose product is annotated as MSS51 mitochondrial translational activator. Bases 7409 to 8761 code for a protein of 450 amino acids. NCBI's taxonomy places the organism in Eukaryota, Metazoa, Chordata, Mammalia, Rodentia, Sciuridae. The record is from RefSeq and is a predicted model, not a curated record. The transcript is spliced from 6 exons.